AUGAGUGAGCUUGAAGAAUUAAAGCAAGUCGUAGCGCAGCUGCAGAAGCAGGUCGGGCGCUUGAGCGGUACUAGCUUGUUUCGUCAUCACGGGCCGAACACAGCUGACAACAUCAAAGAUCAAGAAGACGUUCGUAAACUCCAGUACACAUAUGGUUAUUAUCUCGACAAAUGCCUGUACAAGGAGGUCGCGGACCUCUACUCGAACCAUCCUGACACAUGCGUCGAGUUUCUAGGCGGUCGUUACAAUGGCAAAGACGGUGUGAAGCGGCUGUAUAUCGGUCGCUUCGCCAAAUCUUUUGUAGCUGGGCGCAACGGCCCGGUCUACGGCUUCCUCCUCGAUCACCCUCAGAUCCAAGGCAUCGUCGACAUAAACGGCGAUGGCACGCGCGCCAAAGGACGCUUCAGGAGUAUGAUGUCCGCGGGCACCCACGAGAGCAUCAAGGACUCACACCCACGUGGGUUGGUACAGUGGUGGGAAGGUGGCAUAUAUGAAAACGAAUACAUCAAGGAGGAUGGUGUAUGGAAGAUCUUCAGGCUCAAGUACUUCCCGUUCUGGCAUGCCCAGUUCGACAAAGGCUGGGCGCACACCAAGCCAAACUACAUCCCCUUCAUGUCCACAACCUUCCCGGAGGAUCCAAACGGCCCGGAUGAGCUUUGCCCAAAUCCAAUGCUCUGGCCGGACACGCGCGUGGUGCCCUUCCAUUACACGCACCCUAUCACAGGUGAGCAGGUGGCCGAUGAUGAUCUGAGGGCGCCAGAGUACGGCAAGGACCCUUCAACCAGUACUCCAGCGCUGGUCCUGAGCCAACCUGCAUCAGAAAAUGCUGAGCUUAGCACGCGAAAGUAA
Molecule: messenger RNA, 849 nt
Organism: Parastagonospora nodorum SN15
Lineage: Eukaryota; Fungi; Ascomycota; Dothideomycetes; Pleosporales; Phaeosphaeriaceae
Exons: 2
Coding region: 1-849 (282 amino acids)
Source: RefSeq, a predicted model, not a curated record